AUGGUUGAGGAUCAGCAAGUGGAGGAUCUUAUGGUGGUGGUGCUUACCGAAACGGUGAAGGAAGAGGAGCCGCAUGUGGAGGUGGAGCUCAUAGAGGGAGAGGUAUGGUCUUAUGGUGGUGAUGAAAGAGGAAGAGCUGGAGGUGGAGCCGUGGUGGUGGAUCAGAAGGCGGAAGGUAAGUACGAGGUGACGGUGGAGGAGCUAAUGGCGGAAAUACUGUUUAAGAUACAUGCAGGAGUUUCAGAAGCUAUAAUUUCAAGCGUAAAUGAUCCGCCACCGAUCACUUGCCUUUUCCCUCGAUCAACCCUUUAUAACACCUUCAGAUCAUGUAGAAAUCCUCACUCCUUUGAUGUGGACAAUAUCAGAUUUCUUGGAACUUAUGGUAAGAACAUCAAUGACCUUGACAAGUACUCAGAAGCUAAAAGCAAUCUUGAUUUUUUCGAAAGAACACUGAAGUGGAGUCAUCUUGCUCCCACUGCACCUAAUACACUCAGUUGUUAUCCUUUCACCGAUUGUGACCUUUUCAUGAUUGCAACUUGCCCUCAUGUCUUCUUCAUUGGGAGUCAAGAUAAAUAUGACAACCGUUCGGGUCAGAAGAUGAACCUAAGGAAUCUGGAGUGUUACACUCGUAGCUUUGACAUCUAUCUAUACUAA
Molecule: messenger RNA, 654 nt
Organism: Brassica rapa (field mustard)
Lineage: Eukaryota; Viridiplantae; Streptophyta; Magnoliopsida; Brassicales; Brassicaceae
Product: DNA polymerase delta small subunit
Biological process (GO): DNA strand elongation involved in DNA replication; DNA replication
Cellular component (GO): delta DNA polymerase complex
Molecular function (GO): DNA binding
Source: RefSeq, a predicted model, not a curated record